Trichoderma atroviride IMI 206040 is the source of this 1692-nucleotide messenger RNA. The record is from RefSeq and is a predicted model, not a curated record. NCBI's taxonomy places the organism in Eukaryota, Fungi, Ascomycota, Sordariomycetes, Hypocreales, Hypocreaceae.
CUCGCUCCUCUGGUCAAUCCCGUCGGCGUCACAAUGGCCUCAACCGAUCCACCACAGGAUUCGUCCGCACCACCGGCGGAAAACGCAGCGCCCAGUUCCACGGCUCCUCCGCCCCAGCAAUCGACAACGGCGCCUCCCGAUCAACCGCCAACGUCGAGCGCACCACCUCCACCACCACCAUCGUCGACUCCAUCGCCGACGCCAUCAUCAACCCCGUCUGAUCCCCCGAGCUCGACUCCGUCUUCUACUCCUCCGCCAGAGAGCUCGACUUCUGCGCCUCCUCCCCCGUCCUCAUCUUCGACUACCGAGCCGCCGCCGUCGACAACCCCAUCGAGCUCAUCGUCACCAUCUUCAACGCCGGACUCGUCUACUUCUUCCAGCACAACGUCGGAGCAAUCAUCCACCACUGCCCCUCCUUCAACGACGCCACCACCGACCUCUUCUUCUUCUUCUUCUAGUCCGUCAUCAGAAACCACAACUCCGCCGUCAUCUACCGAUGUCACUGUUUCUGUCUCGGGCACCGAUGGCUCUACCGUCAAUGUCGUCGUGACACACACCAGGACGCCUACAGACUCCCCAAGUGGGGUGACUACCUCUUCCACCUCUACGGCAACCCCGAAUGGCGUUGCUGGCAAGGACAGCGGCGGCGGUCUUGAUUCAAAGGCCAAGGUGGCCAUUGGUGUGGUCGUCCCCAUUGUUGCCAUUGCUAUUUUGGCAGUCAUUGGCCUUUUCUUCUGGAAAAAGACUCGCGCGCGUCGUCAAGCAGAGGCAGAGCGCCGCAAGGAAGUCGAAGACUAUGCUUACAAUCCCAAUGCCGAUCCCACAAUUCCGGUUGUUGGCAUGUCUGGUGGAGACUCUUAUGAGAUGAGGGAAGAGGAAUCUGUGGGAUAUCGUGGCUGGGGAUCGACUACUCUUGCUGGCGGCUCAACGGGCCGCAAGGCUUCUACAACGAUAUCCGGCGCCACCAACCAGGGAUACUCUGACGUUUCGCCUCCUCGCGGCAACAUGUCUGACGCUGCACUGAUUGACAACCAGGAGGGAGAGAUUCUCGGUGCCAUGGGUCCCGCAGCCGCAAACAACCGAGGUGACGUUAGACGAGGAGCCUCCAAUGCGUCUUCUUCAUACAGCGCUGGGCGAUCAGACGGCUCCGAGGGGGCCGUGGGCGUGGCUUAUGGCGGCGGCGGCGGCUAUUACGAUCAGUAUGGCUCCAGCCCGUAUGAGGCUGGCUAUGGCAAUCCUGGCGACAACAUGCCCGCUCCACCCAUCAUCCGCGAUAAUCCUGCACGACGCAGCGCGCGCGUUGAAAAUCCUGGCCACUUCCCGCAGCAGAGCGCUGGUAUUUCCCAGAAUUUCUAGUUGGCGCGGAGUGUGAGGCUCGGACGAAUUUCUUUUACUUUUUAACGCCCGUUGUGUUUCAAGGAUAUCCUGGGGUUUUGGAAGAUGCUAAAGGACCAUAAGAGGCGUUUUAGGAUGUUCUGGUUUUUUUGCGACCACCUUGUUUAAUAAUGCUUUGCAUACCAUGAAAUCUGGGUCUUCUUCUUUUUUAUUUACGCUCGCUACUGCAUCCACACUCUCGCUUUAUUUAUUUAUUGCGCCGCACAGCACAACACGGCAAAGCUGCAUAUUCCCCCCCUUGCCGUUGUAAUUGGCAUUUUAAGAUUGAGUUUGUUUUCAUUCUAUGCGCCAAAAGAC